CGCCCCCAGGGCGGAAGUAACGUGGGCUACGCGCCCCGAGCGUGAUGGAGCAGCAGCAGCUAAGAAACUUGCGAGACUUCCUGUUGGUCUACAAUCGGAUGACCGAACUGUGCUUCCAGCGCUGUGUGCCCAGCCUGCACCACCGAGCUCUGGACGCUGAGGAGGAGGCCUGUCUGCACAGCUGUGCUGGGAAGCUCAUCCAUUCUAACCACCGCCUCAUGGCCGCUUAUGUGCAACUCAUGCCCGCCCUUGUCCAGCGCCGUAUCGCGGACUACGAGGCUGCCUCGGCCGUGUCAGGUCCUGCAGAGCAGCCCAGAGACUCGGCAGCAGGCAGCUAGCCAUCCCUUGGCCCGGGAGAGAAGGUGCUUGGAUGGGCGCCUCUGUGAACUUUGGUCUUGACGAAAUUUGUACAGAGAUUGAGCCUGAAAGCUGGACAUUAUUGCUCCUUUUCUUGGAGCCAAUAAACCGAGUUUUUACUCUGGUUUAUUUUC
Chionomys nivalis (European snow vole) is the source of this 491-nucleotide messenger RNA. It is a transcript of the gene Timm10b, whose product is annotated as translocase of inner mitochondrial membrane 10B. The record is from RefSeq and is a predicted model, not a curated record. The transcript is spliced from 3 exons. The coding region runs from base 45 to 338 and encodes 97 amino acids. Gene Ontology annotation, cellular component: mitochondrial intermembrane space chaperone complex. NCBI's taxonomy places the organism in Eukaryota, Metazoa, Chordata, Mammalia, Rodentia, Cricetidae.